This is a messenger RNA of Aspergillus calidoustus, 1724 nucleotides long. The record is from the annotation of a GenBank genome assembly. NCBI's taxonomy places the organism in Eukaryota, Fungi, Ascomycota, Eurotiomycetes, Eurotiales, Aspergillaceae.
GUAGGUCGGCUUUGUUAUUGCUCCUUGUCGUUGGUCCUCGACGAUAUCGCAUCACUUCCAUUCGCAAGCGACGGGCGCUAACAAUUCUUUCCGCUUCCUGAAGCUUCGGCCAGAACUUUUGACCAUUUGCGGGGAACCCUCAACAACAACGACCCCCCAGAACCAUCGCUAGGAACAACCGGUAUCCCCUCCUAGACCAAGAUGUCCUCGACGGCGAUUGUGCACAACGACGAUCUCAUGGAGCCCACGCUCCAGUCGAUCGUCAACCAGAAGACCCUGCGAUGGAUUUUCGUCGGAGGAAAAGGUGGUGUCGGAAAGACAACAACCUCGUGCUCCCUCGCAAUCCAGCUUGCCAAAGUUCGCAAGUCUGUCCUGCUCAUCUCCACUGACCCCGCACACAACCUGAGUGAUGCCUUUGGCCAGAAGUUCGGAAAGGAGGCUCGUCUCGUCGAUGGAUAUACCAACCUCAGUGCGAUGGAGGUCGAUCCGAACGGCAGCAUCCAGGAUCUCCUUGCGAGCGGCGAAGGCCAAGGUGACGACCCAAUGGCUGGGCUUGGGGUUGGAAAUAUGAUGCAGGACCUGGCUUUCAGCAUCCCCGGUGUUGAUGAAGCCAUGUCAUUUGCCGAAGUCCUCAAGCAGGUCAAGUCGCUAUCCUAUGAGGUCAUCGUCUUCGAUACUGCUCCUACCGGCCACACGCUUCGUUUCCUCCAGUUUCCCACAGUCCUCGAGAAGGCUCUCGCAAAGCUCUCGCAGCUAUCGUCCCAGUUUGGCCCUAUGCUGAACUCGAUUCUCGGAGCUCGCGGUGGGCUGCCAGGUGGCCAGAACCUUGAUGAGCUUCUGCAGAAGAUGGAGUCUUUGAGAGAAACGAUUGCCGAGGUCAACACUCAAUUCAAGAAUGCCGAUAUGACCACCUUUGUCUGCGUCUGCAUCGCAGAGUUCUUGUCACUGUAUGAGACCGAGCGCAUGAUCCAAGAGCUGACAAGCUACGAGAUCGAUACACACGCUAUUGUUGUCAAUCAGCUUCUGUUCCCUAAGCAGGGCAGUGACUGCGAGCAAUGCAAUGCGCGAAGAAAGAUGCAGAAGAAGUACCUGGAACAGAUCGAAGAGUUGUACGAAGACUUCAACGUUGUCAGGAUGCCGUUAUUGGUUGAAGAGGUCAGAGGAAAGGAGAAGCUUGAGAAAUUCAGCAACAUGCUUGUGAACCCAUACGUCCCCCCGCAGUAAGAGGUGUAGCUAUAUAAUAAGUUUCGGAUGAAGUUGCAGAAUUUGGCCUGAUACCGUUGUUUGCAUGAGUUAUGAGAAUGAAAUAGACAAUAAUACACGAUGCAUUCUGAUGCACUGCCCUUUGUUUAUGCCUUACUGUAUCUGUCGGGUUACUAUUCCCAAGGGCCAAGUUUGUUCAUCUUUGUUCAUUUGGUUCCAGCUGGCUGGAUCCAUGCUUUCUUUUGUCCUUCCCCGUUGCAGUUCUCCUCCCUCUACUUCUCAUCACCAUUGCGCGCCCUGCCAUUUCUCAUCUCACUGCUCAUCCAUACUAGGGAUCGACGCCGGCUUACUGGCUCUUACAAUGUUCGCCGCAGCGCCUCAUUCUCGCCUUCUUGAGGCGGCCGGCACUCGUGUCAACAACCAUCACACGAUCACCUUCCUUCACGGAUCUCCAGCUUAGCGCCCCAGCAGGGCAAGAGGGCAACAGCCUGUCUUGACUGAUAGGCCGAGCUGCCUUGGCC